AUGAUCCAUUCGUUUCCAACAAUCAAGCUCAAAGUGCUUACUGCGUACUGCCGUACGAGGGUUCAUUCUUAUAUCCCCGAAAACCGCGAGAAAAAAAUGGUGGACGAAAUGGUCGUAAGGACAUCUGUAUGUAAUCAACGUCAGGAUCGUCCCGGUAAAAAGGAGCCCUGCGGUGCUGUAGUGGUAUUCCCUUUGAGGAACUGGAAAACACCCUUCAGAAAGAGAUGGGUGUGUGUGAGACGAAAAUCAUCCAACCAACCAGAAGCAGACCCCCCGACAAGCCGGGGAAGAUCCGGUGCUACGGCGACCACACUACACUAUAAAGAGAUGAAAGGUGGAUGGUGCAAUGAGAGCUUGAGACUGACCGACCUGCUGACACGAAUCACUCGAUUGGGUCAAAAACGUGCCUCAAAUAGACGAGCCCAUCACGGGGAGACUCCGAAUUCUACCAGUACCUGUGAUACCUUUCGUAGAGGUACCUGA
Neurospora tetrasperma FGSC 2508 is the source of this 483-nucleotide messenger RNA. RefSeq lists its product as uncharacterized. The record is from RefSeq and is a predicted model, not a curated record. The coding region runs from base 1 to 483 and encodes 160 amino acids. The transcript is spliced from 4 exons. NCBI's taxonomy places the organism in Eukaryota, Fungi, Ascomycota, Sordariomycetes, Sordariales, Sordariaceae.